CCAUCUUAUAUCUUUCCCCUCAGAAACAAAACCCCCAACCAACUUUUUCAUUCAUUAGAUCUCGCCGCUGUCACCAUCCGUGCAAUUGCCGGUCACUUUGCUGCCGCGAAAUUUUUUGAUCUCCGAUCAGAGAUUGUACGGCGCAUAAAGCUCUAAUCCAUUCAUCAGAGAGGAAUACAUAUUGUCCACUGUCACUCUUGCCUCUGUUGUUGACUCAUCAAUGCCUUGUUGAUAGCAAGAAUUUCGUUUCUGGUGUCAGGAGAUUGACUUGAUAAAGGAUUUGAAACGGUAGACAAUGUCUUUCCAGAACAAGGGCUUUUGGAUGGCAAAGGGUGUUGGUUGUGUUACUGAUGGUGAGAUGGCAUACGAUAAUCCUUCGAGAAUUGAGCCAAAGCGUUCACAUCAGUGGUUCAUGGAUGGUACGGAGGAGCUAUUUCCAAACAAGAAGCAAGCCGUAGAAGUUCCUAACAGCAACUUGUUUCCAGGACUUUCAAAUCCAAACGUUUCUCCGUGGGCAAAUGCUUCUGGUUUUCACUCAGUCUCAGGUCAUUUCACUGAACGGCUAUUUGACCCUGAAGCAGCAAGAACUGUCAAUUUUGAUGACAGGAACAUUCCAUCAGUUGGUGCAGGAAAUAUGAACAUGGCAAGAAAAGUUAUUGAGGAUCCUUUUGGGAAUGAAUCCUUAUUUGGUUUAUCUAUGUCUCAUUCACUGGAAGAUCCUAGAUCAGGUCUUAAUUAUGGUGGGAUCAGGAAAGUUAAAGUCAGUCAAGUGAAGGACUCUGAGAAUAUUAUGUCUGUAUCAAUGGGACAUACCUAUACUAGGGCGGAUAACAAUACCAUGUCAAUGGCUCAUGCAUACAACAAGGGAGAUGGCAAUUCAAUAUCAAUGGGUCUUACUUAUAACAAAGGGGAUGAUAACAUCCUAUCAAUAAGUGACAGUUAUGGCAGGGAAGACAACAAUUUCAUAUCAAUGGGCCAAGCUUAUAACAAGGGGGAUGAAAAUAUAGCGAUGAGCCAUACCUACAAGGUGAAUAAUAAUACCAUAUCUAUGGGUGACGCAUUCGGAAAGAGUGAUGACAAUGUCAUAUCUAUGGGUCAAACAUACAAGGGGGAUGAUAAUACCAUAUCAAUGGGUCAAACGUUCAACAAGGCUGAUAACAGUAUAAUGUCCAUGGGUCAUACCUACGAUAAGGGGGGUGACAAUACGAUUUCAAUGGGUCACACAUUCAGCAAAGGAGACAACAAUAUCAUAUCUAUGGGUCAAACCUACAACAAGGGGGAUGACAAUACCAUAUCAAUGGGGCACAUCUAUAAUAAAGGAGAUGAGAAUACCAUAUCAAUGGGUCACACCUACAAGGGUGAUAAUAGUAAUUUGUCUAUUGGUCAUUCUUAUAACAAGGGAGAGAGUAAUAUAAUAUCUUUUGGUGGUUUCCAUGAUGAUGAUGAUGAUACAAAUCCCUCUGGGAGGCUUGUAUGCAGUUAUGACUUGUUGAUGGGUCAGCCAUCGGUUCAAAGGUCUGAGGCAUUAAAUGAGAAAAAAUUGGUUGAGUCAAAUGCUGAUGCGCUCAUAAGUACUGCUCAGAUAACUGCCUCCGGAUCUGAGACUGUUUCUAAGAAGAAAGAAGAGCAAAAACUGUCUAAGAAGGUUCCUCCAAAUAACUUCCCUUCAAAUGUCAGAAGUUUGCUAUCCACUGGUAUGCUGGAUGGAGUUCCAGUGAAGUACAUUGCCUGGUCACGGGAGGAACUCCGAGGUAUUAUAAAAGGUUCUGGAUAUCUCUGUGGUUGUCAGUCAUGCAAUUUCUCUAAGGUAAUUAAUGCUUACGAGUUUGAGCGACAUGCUGGUUGCAAGACAAAACACCCCAACAAUCACAUAUACUUUGAGAAUGGAAAGACUAUCUAUGGGAUUGUCCAAGAGCUUAAAAGCACCCCACAGAAUUCGUUGUUUGAUGUUAUUCAGACAAUUACUGGUUCACCUAUUAACCAGAAGUCCUUCCGUCUUUGGAAAGGUGAUGCAUACAUUUUUUUUUCCUUUUGGUUCCUGGUGACAGUUUUACACAUAUUGGGAGUUCAGCAUCUCCAUUUUCUUAUAUAGUGGCAUUUCUUUUCUUCCCCCUUGCACUCUUUCUUCUCUCAGAAUCCUUUCUGGCUGCAACUCGUGAACUUCAGCGUAUAUAUGGAAAAGAAGAAGGGAAGCAAUUGUCAUGAAGAAGCUUUGUUUAAAUUGUAAGGUAGGGUCAUCUAUGUUUUGUGCAUAGAAGUAUACAUCUUAUGACAGUAUCUUGUACUCAUUUAUGAUAAGUUUGAGUGUGUGUUUUUUUCCCUGGUUUGAGAUAGAUGUUGUGGUGAAACCAGGGGAUCAACUUCACAGCACAUAGAAAAGAACCCAUUUCUCUUGUCAUUGGAUGUAUGUUUAUGAUUGUCUUGUGUUGUUCUUAAACUUCUUGAUGGAAAAGUAAAAUGCAAGAUGUUUUACUUGUUAUCAUAAAA
Messenger RNA from Vitis vinifera (wine grape), 2487 nucleotides. RefSeq lists its product as uncharacterized. The record is from RefSeq and is a predicted model, not a curated record. NCBI's taxonomy places the organism in Eukaryota, Viridiplantae, Streptophyta, Magnoliopsida, Vitales, Vitaceae. The transcript has 5 exons. Bases 296 to 2092 code for a protein of 598 amino acids.